Messenger RNA from Schistosoma turkestanicum, 1784 nucleotides. Lineage: Eukaryota; Metazoa; Platyhelminthes; Trematoda; Strigeidida; Schistosomatidae. The record is from the annotation of a GenBank genome assembly.
ACUCGAACAACCGGUUGGUUGAAAUUAUUACGUUACACAUCUGGGUUUAAUAGUUUCAGCUUGUACUUACUAAACACAAUGUCAAAUAAAUUACUUUUUGGCAAGUCUCUUACCUCUUAUGAUGAUGAAGAUAUUGAUGAAUUGUUAUCCAAGCUUACGCCAGAGGAGCUGGAGCAACUUAAUGACGACUUUGAUCCAGACAAUUCAUUGCUUCCUCCUUCACAGAGAUGUCGUGACCAAACUACAAAAACCCCUACGGGACCUUACGAUCGUGAAAAAUUACUAAAAUAUCUUAUUGAGAAGGCGAAAGCUGAAAAAGAUUGGGAAGAAGCUGUUCCCUAUGAGAAAAAGAAAAGGGGAAAAGUUUAUACACCGAAAGAAACUGUAUCAUCGAACACGCAAAACGAAUUGGCCGAGAUGGGUUUCGAUGUAGAGUUUGAUGAUGACGUAAAUAAGGCUCUUGAAAAUGCUACUGAAGAUGAACUAGUCGAUUUGGCUGCUGUUCUAGGUUUUACUGGAAUGUUAAAUCAAGUACAAUUUCAUGCUAGUUUAGAAGGACGUAAAUUGGAAAUGGGUGGAUUUUCUGGUGUAGCUAAAGCUGAACGCCCUAAAAUUAUACCAGAUGAACCACCGAAUACAACAGAUGUAGAGGAUUGUAUAAAACAACUGGAAAAUAACAAUGAACAAUUGACUAAAUUAAAUUUAAAUAAUAUUAAAACAAUGAGUGCUGAAGUAGUACAACGUUUAUGUGCGGCUCUAACGAAAAAUACUAAAUUAAUUGAAUUGCAUAUGGCAGCAACACGUUUAACCAAUGCAAUGGCUGAACCAUUCUUUGAUAUGUUACAAAAAAAUACAACAUUAAAAGUAUUAAAUUUAGAAUCGAAUUUUUUAACUGGUGUUAUCCUUAUUCGUCUGUUAGAAUCAAUUGCCCAUGAAAAAAGUGGUAUCACUGAUUUACAUUUAGCCAAUCAACGUCAAUCUGUACUUGGUGUUAAAACAGAACAACAUUUAACUGAAUUAAUUUUAGCCAAUCCACGUUUAAUUCGUUUAGGUUUAGAUUUAGAUACUAGUGAUGCACGUGUACGUACUAGGGAACAUGUUAAAACUAAUUUGGAUCGUGUCUCACGGCAGUUAAGACGUAAUAAAAAUUAAAUUCUCAUGUGACAACUAUAUAUACAUAUAUAAGUACAUUUGAAAAAAAUUUACUUUACUGAUUCUUACUUUGAUUUCAAAAAUAUUUAUUUAUUUUUCCCGGGUAUUUCGUUUGUUUUUUUAAAGAAAAAAUACGUUACAGAAAUAAGCUUAGUAUUAUUAUUUAGUGAAUGUACAUUGUGCACAUGGCUCUCUCUCUCUACUAUGUGUGUGUGUGUGUGCGUAUUCAGUUAUUCAUUGUCUUGUUUUGUGGUUCAAUGUGUAUUGUAUUUUAGUUGGCCAUAAUUAUUUGAUUGCAAUUUACACGCGCUAGCAUAAUCAUUAUCGUCAUAUACCUGUAAUUAAUAACUGACUCCUCCCUUCGUUUUUUUACAAUUGUCAUUUCCCCGAUUAUUCAGUAUUGAAAAAUAUAAAGCACUAACCAUUUCGAAGUAUAUUCGUACUAGUAGUAGUGGUGAUUAGGAAAUUUUUUAACUUUGGUUCAUUUCAUUCUCAUGAUAAUAUUUUGGCGCGCGCGCGCACAAUUAUGUGAAUGUUGUGUGUGAAUUGAAAGUUUUCAAGAAUGUAACAACAAUCAUUGUUGUUGUUUAAAGACUGUAACGAUAAUUAUCGUUGUGUUGAACAUCUUCUUA